AUGGGCCAGGCCGAGUUUAACGCCAGAUCCGGAACCACUACCGAGAUAUCCGCAUCCGCACUUCAACAGGAAUCAGAUGCGGAGCCCAUAUCAGAGAAAAAAGGGAACACAGAGACAGAGACAGAGACACAGUCAGGCGAGGCGGAAGUUCCUGCCGAGAGAAAUGGCGUGCAUGAUGUCGAGAAAACACCAAAGAAAUCACUGGCCUUUAAACUCGCUUUCAUAGGCCUUGCUGCCAGCCUUUUUGUCUUCCAGUUGGAUGCAACGGCGCUCGGUAUUGCCCUUCCAACCAUAGCUCAUGAUCUAGACGGCGAGAGUUUGGAGUCCUUCUGGGCGAACUUGUCCUACACCCUAUGUGGUCUUGUCAUGCAACCGGUGUGGGCCAGUAUCUCCAACGCGUUCGGCCGGAAACCGCCUCUCUACGUAUCCAUGGCAUUAUUCUUCAUCGGAUCCAUCGUUUUUGCUGUUGCCCAAAAUAUGAACACCAUUAUUGUUGGCCGGGUGCUGCAAGGUUUCGGUGGUGGAGGAAUCGACGUGCUUGCGGAGGUGAUUCUCGCAGAUAUGACGACGCUGGAGGAACGCUCAAAAUAUCUGGGCUUGAUGGCCAUUCCAAUGGCGAUUGGCAAUAUCAUGGGGCCCUCGGUUGGUGCACUAUUCGCUACCUAUGCGAGCUGGAGAUGGAUUGGAUGGGUCAACUUGCCGUUGCUAGGAAUCGGGACACCUCUAGUGUUCUUCUUCCUCAAGUUACGACCAGUCCCACUCGAUGCAUCGCUGGCCAAGAACUUGAACCGCCUCGAUUGGAUCGGUAUGGUGAUGGUCGUCGUCGGCAUCACAAUCUUUGUGUUACCCCUCAGUUGGGCUGGCUCCUUAUUUCCAUGGGCCUCAUGGCAGACUCUGCUCCCAAUGUUCUUAGGGCUUGCCGUACUGGUCAUAUUUGCUUUCUACGAAGCGAAACCCGCAGCGCCUAUCGUUCCUCAUCGACUCUUCCACUCGAAGACUGCAAACAUGACAUUGGCCGGAGGCUUCAUUCAUGGCGCGAUUCUGGUCGCGCUUCUUCAGUACUUGCCCUUGCUUUACCAAGCCGUGCAACUCGAAACUGCAAUCCUGUCGGCCGUUUCUCUGCUCCCUACAGUCAUUACUAGUGUGGUGGUCGCAGCUGCCUCCAUGAUGAUGGUUCCGUGGUUUGGUGGAUAUGUCUGGCUUUUACGACUUGCAUGGAUCAUACUGACGCUGGGAACCGGCUUGCUGGCCCUGUUCGACGUCGGAUCGUCGUCAUCCAUGCGUCUCGGGCUUCCCAUCCUAUGGGGAGCGGGGGUUGCCUUGCUCCGUCUCAAUCUGCUUCCCAUGCAAGCGAGCGUCAAGAAUGUUGACGACACCGGCCUGGCGAUUGGGCAGUUUCUUACGAUUCGCAUGUUUGGAGGUCUCGUCGGCCUCACGAUCUCUUCCACCAUUUUCAACACCGUCUUCUCGACAUCUAUCUCCUCUACUACGGUACCACUUACAGGUCCCCUGGCGCCUCUCAGCGACAUCUCCAACGCGGUUGCCUUUAUCGACAAGCUGAGAUCACUCGACGUUCCUCUUGAAACGCUCGAUCAGGUGUUGCGGGUUUAUCUGAAGUGCUUUCAGACGAUCUUUUACACGAUGACUGGGCUUAGUGGACUCGGGUUAGUGACUUCGAUGUUCGUGGAUGAGAUUGACCUGAAGGGGCAGAGUCUCGGGAAUCAGCGCUUUGAGGAAUAG
Molecule: messenger RNA, 1740 nt
Organism: Aspergillus thermomutatus
Lineage: Eukaryota; Fungi; Ascomycota; Eurotiomycetes; Eurotiales; Aspergillaceae
Product: MFS-type transporter sphD
Exons: 2
Coding region: 1-1740 (579 amino acids)
Biological process (GO): transmembrane transport
Molecular function (GO): transmembrane transporter activity
Source: RefSeq, a predicted model, not a curated record